AUGGAGCAAAUCGUAGAAGGUGUGCGCAGACUGCUGCCGUACUCUAUGCAGCGCGUCUUGCCCUUCCUGCAAGCUGCGCAUGAGACAGCAGAUCAAGAAGAGACCAAAGUACCAGAUGAACCUGUCAAGCUUGCUCCUGGUCUUCAUAAAGCUCCUCGCCGCUACUUCCAUGCUCUUGCUAAAGCGCUUCCUGAAGUGCCGCCAGAGAUUAUCUUGCGCAUCUUGGAUGAAGCUGGCCUGUAUACUCGCUAUGUAACCGCUCGCCUUCCUUCCUGCAGCAUCUUGCAGCAUACGAAUUACACAGUCGUCGCAAGAACACCGAGACUGUCUUCUUAUGGAGUGAGUAGUCUGCGCAGCAUCACCUUCCGCUUCUCGUCCCACGAUCAAGGCUUCUCUGGCGAGCCUGCGCAGUUUCAUGGCACAUUCGAGCACUCCCACACCUGGUUUGAAGCAGCAGUGACAGAAAAUAUGACUGCCGAGCGGCUACAACCCCCGCCUGUGCAGCGUCUUGAUAUUCAACAUAAUCGGCAUGCCUCGCGUCAGUUUGAGGAAUACGAGGUUACUUUUGCCAUUGGGGAGAAACCAUUCGAGCAUCUCGCAGAGGGGCAAGGGAUUGUGCUGUUAGCUUGUGCGCUUUAUCCUGCAUGGCGAAAUGUCGUCGAGUGGGCAGAAAUUGAACUGGCUUGGGUAGACACGUUUGAUGAAGGACAACCGCCUUACUUUCUGGAUGGGGAUCUACCUGUCUAA
Molecule: messenger RNA, 747 nt
Organism: Protomyces lactucae-debilis
Lineage: Eukaryota; Fungi; Ascomycota; Taphrinomycetes; Taphrinales; Protomycetaceae
Exons: 1
Coding region: 1-747 (248 amino acids)
Source: RefSeq, a predicted model, not a curated record